CCAUUAACCGAUACUUCUAUUUUUCACCUCCCUUACUCCUUACGCCUUACGCUUUCGAAAGCAACUAUACAACACAUAAAACAACACAAAACAAGCAAAUCAAGCAAUCAUGUCGUGGCAAGCCUAUGUUGACACCAGCCUGGUCGGCAGCGGCCAUGUCGAUAAGGGUGCUAUCAUUAGCGUCGCUGGUGACAGUGUCUGGGCUACUUCCAGCGGCUUUACGGUUCAACCGGCCGAGAUGAAGAACAUCGUCGAUAUCCUCAACGCACAAGCAGACGUUGUUAGCAAGGCCCAAGCAGAUGGUAUCCACAUCGACGGCGAGCGAUAUGUCCUCGCCCGAAUUGACGGCCGAAGUCUUUAUGGCCGCAAGGGCCGGACAGGUAUCUGCAUCGCCAAGACGAAGCAAGCAGUUAUAGUGGCCCACCACGGCGAGGCACAGGUAGCCGGAAAUGCUACCCAGACUGUCGAGACGCUGGCGGACUACCUUAUCAAGGCUGGAUACUAGAGGAGUAUCGAUUUAUCGAGGACACUAUAUGCCGCGUUGGGGGGUUGUAGAGGAGGCGCGCGUGUGGGAUGCAGAUGCACUAGACUGGCAAGAGUGCAUAUGAUGGAUGAAGCAUGCCGCGCUGA
Messenger RNA from Hypoxylon fragiforme, 630 nucleotides. RefSeq names its product profilin. Gene Ontology annotation, molecular function: actin monomer binding. Bases 110 to 505 code for a protein of 131 amino acids. Gene Ontology annotation, cellular component: cell cortex. Lineage: Eukaryota; Fungi; Ascomycota; Sordariomycetes; Xylariales; Hypoxylaceae. The transcript has 5 exons. The record is from RefSeq and is a predicted model, not a curated record.